Messenger RNA from Gasterosteus aculeatus aculeatus (three-spined stickleback), 7670 nucleotides. RefSeq names its product BACH transcriptional regulator 2b (gene bach2b). Lineage: Eukaryota; Metazoa; Chordata; Actinopteri; Perciformes; Gasterosteidae. The record is from RefSeq and is a predicted model, not a curated record. Gene Ontology annotation, biological process: regulation of transcription by RNA polymerase II. Gene Ontology annotation, molecular function: protein binding; DNA-binding transcription factor activity, RNA polymerase II-specific; RNA polymerase II cis-regulatory region sequence-specific DNA binding.
CGCGCGCGCCCCGCGCGGCCACCGACGGCGAAGCCGCGCGACGCCGACGAUGUUGUGAAUGAGGGGAUGGAGUGACGUCAGCGGCCGAAUGUCAACAAUGUAGCGGCCGAGAGUAGGCGUUCCAGUCGAGUGUAACAAACAGCGGAGACGGAGCGGCACGCCGCGCUUGCUCACCACGCACGCUUUACACACACACACACACACACACGCACACGCACAAACGUGCACGCGCGUGCCGUCGUACACGCAGAGGCAACAACAGACCGUGGAGUCACACAGGCGUUGUUUUUCUUUUUUUCAUAGAAGAAAUCCGCUAAAUCUGCAGCCCGGGAGGCUUUGAGGAAGCGACAAAGCGAGUCAUCAUGUGAAAGAACGUAUGUGGGAAAGGGACAAACGCGCCGGGAUACGAGCAGAAUAGGAAGUAAAAAGGGCCGCGCCCCCCUCCUCCCCCCCCUCACCGCCCCCCGUGGACUUGCCAGUCAUGUACCUGCGUCUUUCCGACUGACAGUGAUGUCAAUGCGUCAGUGUACCCUGGAUAAAUGAUCACUAAUCGCCAUCGGAGGAUGAAGGACAAGUCUGGCGUGAGCGGAAUGUCCGUGGAUGAGAAGCCUGAAGCCCCCAUGUAUGUGUAUGAGUCGACGGUUCAUUGUGCCAACAUCCUCCUCUGCCUCAACGACCAGCGGAAGCAGGAUAUCCUGUGCGAUGUGACCGUCCUGGUGGAGGGCAAGGAGUUCCGCGGGCAUCGGUCCGUGCUGGCCGCCUGCAGCGAGUACUUCCUCCAGGCGCUGGUGGGCCAGGCGGAGAAUGGCUUGGCCGUUAGCCUUCCGGAAGAGGUCACUGCCAGGGGAUUCGCUCCAUUGUUGCAGUUUGCCUACACCGCUAAGCUGUUACUCAGCAGAGAAAACAUCCAGGAGGUCAUCCGCUGUGCCGAAUUCCUGCGCAUGCACAACCUGGAGGACUCCUGCUUUCGCUUCCUGGAAGCUCAGCUGCGCAGUGAAGAGGACGGCCUGCUGCUCUGCCACAAGGCGGCGACGGAGGGGGCGAACCACUCCGAGGAUGAGAGCAUGCAGUCGGAGGCGGAGAGGCCCGCCUCCCCGAAGGCGAGGCGCUGUGCCGACGCCAUCACCUCCUUUGGGCACCCCGACGACGAUCGGCUAGCAAUCGCCAUUCCCAGCAGCUUCACAGACGGCCGGCUGGACUUUGAUCGGCACGGAGCGUCAGACCUGCCCCGGUGCCCAAAGUACAGGAAAUACCAGUGGGCCUGCAACAAGCACAAUAAUGACACCUCCUCACACACCAGUACCUCAGGUUUUCCAAGCACAUUAAAGGAGAGCAGUGUUAGCGGGUCGGCCCCGGGUCAAGGUAGGCUGCCUUUGGCACAGAUCAAAGUGGAACCGCAGGCAGAGGAAGAGGCUGUCUCACUGUGCCUGUCGGGGGACGAACAGGAAGUCAGGGAUAAAGACAGCGAGACGGCCAUGGAGAUGGACAGCCCCAUGUCUGUGGAAAAAAACAAGAGAACCAAGUCCCCUUCCUGCCUCCGAGCCUUCUUCAAGAAAGGGGCGGACCUGCCCAGUCUGCCCAACACAUCACAGCAGCUAUUCGCCAACAGACUUGCCUGCCCCCAGGACAAAGGAAACUCUCAGGGAGAUCAUAAAAAGGACUUCAUGCCUUUCGCUGGGGAGCUGUGUCUGUCUGUCACAUCCCCAAAGGACAUGAACGAUUUCCCCGCAGGGUUGUCCCUCAAGUCCGCCUCCUGCGAUGGGGUCUGCAAACAGGAAGCUGAGCUCGACCGCCGCAGUGUCAUAUUUUCCUCAGGGGCCUGCGAGCGACUGGGAACCCCAGCACAUUCCUACCCCGGUGGGAACUCUUUGGAGAUGGAGCUCUCUGAGCACAUGGCGAAGGGCCUGUGGGCGGGGGCCAGCCAGUCCCUGCCCACCUCCCAGACCUAUCCUCCCACUACCACCUCCACCGAGCCCCCGCUCCUGUGCCGUCCCCGACCCAACACCAGCUGCCCAGUGCCAAUCAAAGUGUGCCCCCGCUCGCCGCCUUGCGAGACACGCACCAGGACUUCCAGCUCCUGCUCUUCGUACUCCUACGCGGAGGACGGCAGCGUGGGCUCCCCCUGCAGUCUGCCCCAGUUCGAGUUCUCCUCCUCGCCGUGCUCCAACGUGGCGCGCUGCCUCAACGUGGACCAGCAGGAGCAAAGUGUGGCCGGGGACAGCCUUUACAGCCAGGCGCGGCCCAAGAUCAAAUGUGAGCAGUCCUACGGCACCAACUCCAGCGACGAGUCGGGCUCCUUCUCAGAGGGGGACAGCGAGUCCUGCAACGUGCAGGACCGGGGGCCAGAGGUGAAGCUGCCUUUUCCCGUCGAUCAAAUCACGAAUCUUCCACGGAACGACUUCCAAAUGUUGGUGAAAAUGCACAAACUGACCUCGGAGCAGCUCGAGUUCAUCCACGACGUGCGCCGGCGGAGCAAGAACCGCAUCGCGGCGCAGCGCUGCCGCAAGAGAAAGCUCGACUGCAUCAUGAACUUGGAGUGUGAGAUCAGGAAACUGGUGUGCGAGAAGGAGAAGCUGCUGACCGAGAGGAACCAGCUGAAGGCGUGCAUGGGCGAGCUGUGGGAGAACUUCUCCUGCCUGUCGCAAGAGGUGUGCCGGGACGUCCAGCUGAGCCCCGAGCAGGUCCAGUCCCUGCACCACUACUGCCCCGUGCUGCGGCCCGGCCACGAGGCCAAGCCCGCCAACGCCACCACCAACAACAACUCCGCCGGCGCCGCCGGCGCCAUCACCAACAACACCACCAGCAUCGACCUCACCGGCCGCUCGGCCUCGGCCACGCCGGAGCCCAGCUUCCACGGGUCGCCCGGCGGCCCCCCCUCGGAGAGCGAGCCCGACUCGAGCGUCGGGAACGGGCCGGUCGACGGGGACAUGGAGGGCCGCAACGCCGGCCCGUUCGCAAAGUCGGGGCUUUCCCCCAACCAGGCGGUAACGGUGGAUUUUUGCCAGGAAAUGACUGACAAAUGCACAACCGACGAGCCGCCAAGGACGGACUAAGUAGCGGCGGUUCUCCAGGUCGUCGUGUGUCUAUAUAUAUAUUUUGUAUUAUUAUUUAAUUUUACUCUUCUGACAAACCCCCCCCCCUCUCUCUCGGGGGGUUGCUGAAACAGUCAGCCUUCUGCCAGUGUUCACUGGAAAAAAAAAAAAAAAACAAGCUUUGUUUGUAUUUAUGUCGUUUUGUGCUGUCUUUUUAUUUUGUUUUGUUUUUUUCACAACGGUCGACACUAAAGUUGUCUUAACAGCAGCAAUACUGUUCUCCAGGUAUUCUCCUCUUACCAUGACGGAGUGGGAACUUCUCACCAAAACACGUACAAUGGUGCUAUUGUCGCCCCCCCCCCCCCCCCGACAGCAACCUCCACGGCGGGGAACCUUGUUCUCUGCGAGUCACAACUCAAAGUCAAACCUCAUCGGACCUAAACAGCAGCUCUCUUUGUGUUUCUAUUGUGUACCGACAGUAUCUCUGUUCCUGCCUUCUCUCUUUGCAGCCCCCCCCGUCCCACUCUGUCGAUCUUCUCUACCUCUCCCUGUCUCAGUUCUGUCUCUCUCUCUCUCUCUCUCUUGGUUUCUACUCCCGCUAUAUCUCAGUGACCCUUUUGGUCACAGCAAUUCAAACUCAGGAAAACAGAAACAACAACAAUGACGAAAAAAAAGAAAAAAAGAAUGAAAUCGUUUGAAUGUUCAACCUAAUUCAUGAAAAAUGAGAACUCAGCUUCUGCACACACACACACACACAUACACACACACACGGGGAAGUCCAGAUGCAGCCAGUCGGUGUAAUAUUCAUAUGCAAAACAUAACAGAAAACCAAUACAGGAACAGCUCUCCACGCGUCUGGCAUUUGUUGUUCCGUGCGGGAGAACUUUGUACCGGCUGUAACCGAAAACAUUCCUCCUUUGCCUUCCUCAGCACUGAAUUGAAAGGAAAAAGGUUUUUUUUUUGUUGUUGUUUUUUUGCAGACGGUUUAAUGGCAACUUUUUUUACUACCCACUCAUCAGCAAUACCAUUGUAUUUGGAUGUUGUACCGGUGACUUUCAAGUGCUUAUUUGGCAGAAAUGUAUAUAGUAUGGAGCAUGAUGACUGUAACAGUGGUUUUGUACAGGUAGAGGCUCAGAUGUUUCUUCGUUUUUUUCUUUUUUGGUUCCACGGGGUUUUACCGAGCACCUUUUUUCUUUUUUUUUUCGCUGGGGGGAAAAUUGUUGCUUUUUUUUUGCUGUUUCCUGUCCUGCCUAACGAACGCCCCACCCGUCAAGGUGAGCGUUCUUAUACUCAGGAAACCGGCCACAUGCGCAUACACACGUGCAGCACACACACACACACACGCGCGUCAACACACGUGUACAAUUCUGGAGCCCCGUGCAUGUUUAAAAGUGUGACAUUCAAGACUCUUCUUUAAAUGUGACUUCUGCCUUGUGUUGUUCAGGAUGAAAAUUUCAUUUCGUCAGUAUUUCAAUGCGUUAUUUGUGUUUACGCUCUCGGGAAAGAAAGCGCAGCCAACAUAUAAGCGACGGGUGCUUUCAAGAUUGCAUCCCGAAAAAAAAUGAACAUAAAAUAUUGAUUGAAUCAGGCACUUUGUUUCCGGGCCCCGGGGCACUCAGAGCCAUUUAGCACUUCAACAGGGAGUCUUCGUCUUUGUGUCGGACCCCUUAAAAAGUCUCAGACUAGAGCACUUAGAUUGGCACUUCGUCUCGUGGAUAUUACACAAUUACUCCAAAAAAAUGUCUCUAUGAAGUAACCGUGUCUGAAACCCUAAACGUCAAAAGAAGCUAACGUUUCAGUGUAGGAGUGUUCACAUCUUAUAUUUCUUUCUUUCUUUAGGAAUCCAAUAAGCUAACUUGACGUGAAAGCAGUGUAUGUGUCGUCCAAAUGAUUGAGUAACAAUCAUAUUAAGAUAUAACACGUUUUUUGCCCUAACUGUGCAUUUGUUUGAGCAUCAGCCAGUGUGAUGUGCAUGCGUGAUGCCUAUAGCCGUAGGCCUAGUUAGUUUAUGCCACGUAAGCGCCCUCCGGACUUUUUAAAAAGCCAUCUUUUUUCUUUUGAUGAAUUUCUAUGUACGAACAGGCGAGACAAGCUGAGUCAUCUUGGGCCUUGCAGGCUUCUUGCAUCGCAAACUGGUUGGAUUCAAUUGGAAUGUGAAGCUUUUUUCAUCCCUCUCUUUUUAAAGCCCCAAUCCAAAAUGGCGUCGCUCCCCUCCCUCGUUUGAGAACACAAACUAAUGCCGCUGCUUCGCUAGCGUUGUGUACGUCUGCGUCAUCUCAAUUGUCAUUCAAAGAGGUGUGAUUUUAAAGUUUACAAUCCUCGCUAUACUUUACUGUACACACCGGGGGCAUGACGAACACAUGGCCGCCCAAUCCGUCGGCCAAAUAUUUCCUGGAUUGGGGCUUUAAAGUCUGGAUGAAAUGUUUGGAAAUGUUUUCCCCUUGACUUUAAUUAAUGUAAAUUUAAGAUGUGGUUUCAAAUUUGACGUCUCGUGUGAGACCGAUUCUGUUAUGCAGCCGAAAGGACUAAGUGUAUUUUAAAAACGACUGGUAAAAAGACCCAUACAUGCACACACACACACACACGGAGGUAUUCAUACAACGCACACACACACACACAGUACAUAGCGCGGAGCAGUAGCUGGUUUUUUUUUGUGUGAAGAUCCAAGUUCUUGCCAAAAAACUGAAGCUUUUUUUCUGCAAACGUUAUGCAACUAUUUUUUCUAUUUGCGUACAUUUUCAUAAGCUUGAUCUUAAAUGGAGAAAGCCCUCUUGAUGAAUGUGUGUUGUAGCAAAGCUCUUGCCCCCUGGGUGUCUCCUAAGAUUUCCUACCAACACCACGACGACCACCUUCUUGUUUUUGCAUAUAGCAUCAUUUCUUUCAAAGCUGUGGAAUGUUGUUAAUUCACCGUAACAAACCCUUUACAUGCCUGCAGAGCUACGAUGGCCGAGUCCUGCUCGCGUGCCCCAACACCGACGGCACCCUUAGUGCCCCGAGAGGCCUCCCUCCACGACACGUUGUUAGGAAAGGGUCACUUCACGGUGAAGACAUGAAAGCUCUCACUUACGUCUCGUGGCGUCUGGUCAUGCGGCGAUUUUGGCUUUUAUUUGGUGCAGGUGUAUUGCCCAUAACACGGUGGAGGGAUAUUCUUUGUAAAGCUUCUCCAUUUUUGGUGCAGAACUGUCCUUUUUUCGUCAGGCAAUUUUAAAACGUUAGUGAAUACAACCAACCCCACAUGCAUGGCUAGAUAGCAAUAAAGGUUAAGCGAGAUGAUAUGGUGGUUUUUUUUCGUUAUCAUUUAGGGUGAACCUUUCCUACGGAGUCACUCUUGAGCAGAUUCUUUUGGGACAAACUGGGUUUGAGUCGAGCAAAACAGCCCUUAAGAAAUGAUUUGUUAGCAUUACUUAAAGCUGCAUUAAUAGAUUUUUUUGAGGGGAGCACUUUUGGGCAGUAGACAAAGAUCUGCUCUUCUUUUAGCUUGGUUUUGGUCUCCACCAACUCCUGAGAAAAAUAUUGAUGCCGGUUGAAAACAACAUUGAGCUAGAAGAUGAGCAGUUACUUGCUAUGGCAACCUGUUUCUUUCAAUACAAAUAUUGAUUAGUGCAGCUUUAAAAGGAUGUAUCAGUAGGCGUGAACACCUAAAUUGUCGUCCUCCAGGUUCCUUUUUUGGUUAUAGCCAUUACAGCGGAUUGCACGUACCUUUUUGCAGUGUAUUUGUCUAUUUUUUAGUUAAACUUUUGUUGCUGCUGCUUCUCUGAAACAAAAACACUGGCUUUUCAACUCCAAAGGUUGUUCUAUUAAAGAAUAUGAACAAAAACAUGCCUUCUUUCACAGAUGCUCAACUGUAUUAAAAAGAAGAAGAUCUGCUAUCCUUAUUAAAUGCGCAGCCUGAGAUCAUCGAGUAAACUAUAAAAAACAGGAAAAUGUUUACAAAUAGGUGUCAUUUGAUGUUUGAUACAUUUUUUUUUUCCAUUUAAAAAUCGCUCGGUUAAAUUGAACUGGUUCUUCUUGUUGUGUUAAGAGACAAACAAGCUCUUGGGAUGGGUCAACAUUAUUUGGAUACAAGUGCACCUCCGAUAUUUGCCUUAGAACUUGCAGAGGCCAUAGUUCACAUUCAAGUGAAGUGAGUGUAUGCAGGGGCCUGGGCCCCCGACCCCAAGUCACCAGUGCGGACUUUCUCACACUUAUCUACCUGUGAAAUCCUUCAUACCUCUCAUAACUGGUCAAUGACUGUAUCAGCAAACUGCAUCAGGUGUUUUUUCUACAUGCUUUUUACACAGAUUAUAUGGAUUAUUGUAUUAGUAGUUUUUGGUGCUUCUUUUUUUAAUGUAAUAGCUCUUAAAAGCUCGUAGUUCAAGUGGUCGUUUUUUUUUUUUUCUUUCAUUUUUCUAGAUGAUUGUUUUGUGUUAAUAUUGUCAAUUUGAAAUAGCUGUUAUUUGCUUAUUCUCUACUAAGAGUUCUUACCUUUAUCAUUUGAAAUGCUACAUGACCCUAAUUAAUUAAAAUGACUUAAUAACCAUUGUAAAUACGGUAUUGUGCAAAACCCAUUUUCAUUCAUUUCAAUUGCUAGUGUUGUAUAAAUGACCUUUUUGUCUAGACACCAUUUCUCUUUAUGAAAUAAAGAAACAAUGCAUAUCA